Messenger RNA from Mus musculus (house mouse), 5986 nucleotides. RefSeq names its product pleckstrin homology domain containing, family M (with RUN domain) member 1 (gene Plekhm1). NCBI's taxonomy places the organism in Eukaryota, Metazoa, Chordata, Mammalia, Rodentia, Muridae. The transcript has 12 exons. Gene Ontology annotation, biological process: lysosome localization; autophagosome-lysosome fusion; late endosome to lysosome transport. Gene Ontology annotation, cellular component: autolysosome; lysosomal membrane; autolysosome membrane. Bases 155 to 3379 code for a protein of 1074 amino acids. The record is from RefSeq and is marked validated.
AGACGCCGCGCGCCGCUUCCUGUUGUCAGUGCCUUUGGAGCCGCAGCUUCUGCUCGGAACCGAGGGGGGUCUCGCUUCGCCCGGAGCGCCGCCACCUGCUCCUGAUCCCUUCGGUGUCAUGUGAGUCUCCCUCAGAGCUGCUGCCCGAGUGGAAAUGCUCUCAGUGGAGAAUGGCCUGGACCCUCGUGCUGCCAUCCAGGUCAUCAAGAAGAAGCUCGUGGGAUCCGUGAAGGCUCUGCAGAAACAGCAUGUGUCUCUGGACACAGUGGUCACCAGUGAAGAUGGAGAUGCCAACACCAUGUGCAGUGCCCUGGAGGCUGUGUUCAUCCACGGCCUGCAUGCCAAGCACAUCCGCGCCGAGGCUGGCGGCAAAAGGAAGAAGCACACUCACCAGAAGGCUCUGCCUCAGCCUGUCUUCUGGCCCCUUCUGAAAGCCAUCACCCACAGACACAUUGUCUCAGAUUUGGAGCACCUGGUCUUCAUCAACACAGAUGUAGGCCGUUGCCGAGCCUGGCUGCGGUUGGCCCUCAAUGACGGUCUGAUGGAGUGCUAUCUGAAACUGCUCCUGCAGGAACCUGCACGGUUGUGCGAGUACUAUCAGCCCACAGCCCUGCUUCGAGAUGCCGAGGAGGCUGAGUUCCUCCUGAGCUUCCUGCAAGGACUAACAUCCUUGUCCUUCGAACUCUCCUACAAGUCAGCCAUCUUAAAUGAAUGGACACUCACCCCAUUGUCGCUCUCUGGGCUUUGCCCCCUCUCUGAACUCGACCCUCUCACUACCUCUGGUGCAGAACUACAGCGGAAAGAGUCUCUGGAUUCAAUUUCCCAUUCCUCGGGCUCUGAGGACAUCGAAGUCCAACACUCAGGCCAUAAGAUCCGCAGGAACAGGAAGCUCACUGCCUCUUCCCUCAGCCUGGACACAGCCAGUUCAUCCCAGCUGUCCUGCAGCCUAAAUUCUGACAGCUGCCUGCUCCAAGAGAAUGGUCCCAAGAGUCCAGACCAUUCUGAGGAACCCAUGUCCUAUGACUCAGAUCUGGGCAUGGCAAACACCGAUGACCCCGACAGGUCUCUGCAAGAGGUGUUGUCGGAAUUCAGCAAAGCCCAGGUAAAUUCUGCACCAAGCAGCGGACCAAACCAAGAGCCAGACACCCCCAUGUUCCAGACGCCCCUCUCCCUCCAUAGCCUAGCUACCAGCACACACCUGCACUUUGAGGGAUCUGAAGAGCUCUUUCCUGCCCACAAAUCCUCUGGGACAUCAAGUGGUGGCCAUAAGCAUCAGCUACUGCCCCAGGAGACCCCAGACGAGAAGCAGCUAGGCACUGCCCAAGCUGGCCCUGCACAGAGCACUUCAGACCAGCAGCCUUCUAGUCCUGUGGGUGGAGCAGCUGGCCAAGGGAGUGGCCCUUGGAAGGCCCUGGAGUAUGGCAGAGUCGGACCGAAGCUUGUGGUUUCCUCUCCUACGAGUCCGAAAGGCAAGAGCUGGAUUUCUGAAGAUGACUUCUGCCGACCUCCCCAGGAGCCUGCUCUAAAGAGCGCUGCAGGUCUCUGCACAUCUCCUGUGCAAGACACUCCAGAGUCAAGGGCUGCUCUCCACGGGCCUUUUUCUCAAGGACCAAGAAAGAGCUGUUCCUUGGGGGCAUUAGACAAAGCAUGUGUGCCCUCACAGGCCUGUGGAAAUGCCCAGCCAGCUCCAGCCCCAGCUCCAGCUCCAGCCCCAGCCCCAGCCCCAGCUCCAGGGGUGACACAAGACCAUAAAAACUUCUGUGUGGUGCACCGAAGGCAAAUGGGGCUGUCCAACCCAUUCCGGGGCCUCAUGAAGCUGGGCACAGUGGCCCGGCGAGGAGCCAUGGGCAUCUGGAAGGAAUUCUUUUGUGAGCUGUCCCCGUUGGAGUUCCGCCUCUACUUGAGUGAUGAGGAACGCACCUGUGUGGAGAGCUGCUCCCUGCUCCGAUGUGAGGCUGUGGGGCCAGCACACAGUGAUGGACGUUUUGAGUUGGUCUUCUCGGGCAAGAAGCUGGCUCUCCGUGCCUCCUCCCAAGACGAGGCUGAGGACUGGCUUGACCGCGUACGGGAGGCUCUGCAGAAGGUGCGCCCUCAGCAGGAAGAUGAGUGGGUGAAUAUCCAGUACCCAGACCAGGCUGAGGAUGCCCCAGAGGCUCCACCAGACAGCCUCCCCCCCUAUUCAACUCUACUCCCCGAGCCUGCGGGUGCCCAGGGCAUGCAGUUGGACUGGACAUCUGCCCAGGUUCCAGAACCAGAUGCUAUCAAAGAGUCCCUUUUGUAUCUGUAUGCAGACCGGACCUGGGUCCCCUAUAUCUUUUCCCUGUCCUUGGAGUCUCUGAAAUGUUUCCGAGUGAGAAACAAUGAGAAGAUGCUAAGUGAUAGCCAUGGAGUGGAGACCAUCCGAGACAUCCUGCCAGACACCAGCCUUGGGGGCCCAGCCUUCUUCAAAAUCAUCACGGCCAAGGCCGUCCUGAAACUGCAGGCCAAAAACACCGAGGAGGCCACCCACUGGAGAGACCUGGUCCGGAAAGUGCUGGCAUCUUACCUAGAGUCAGCUGAGGAGGCUGUGACACUUGGUGGGAGUCUGGAUGAAAAAUGUCAGGAGGUGCUGAAGUUUGCUACCAGGGAGAACGGCUUCCUGCUACAGUACCUUGUGGCCAUCCCGACCGAGAAGGGCCUCGACUCCCAGGGCUGCUUCUGCGCAGGCUGCUCCCGACAGAUCGGCUUCUCCUUUGUACGACCCAAGCUCUGUGCCUUCUCUGGCCUGUAUUACUGUGACUUCUGCCACCAAGACGAUGCCUCAGUGAUUCCAGCCAGAAUCAUCCACAACUGGGACCUCACGAAGCGCCCGGUAUGCCGGCAGGCCCUGAAGUUCCUGGCCCAGAUCCGGGCCCAACCUCUCAUCAACCUGCAGCUGGUGAACGCCUCUCUGUAUGAGCAUGUGGAACGCAUGCACCUCAUUGGCAGGAGCCGGGAGCAGCUGAAACUUCUGGGGGACUACCUGGGCCUGUGCCGAAGUGGUGCUCUGAAGGAGUUGUGCAAAAGGCUGAGCCACAGGAAUUAUCUCCUGGAGUCUCCACACAGAUUCAGUGUUGCUGACCUCCAGCAGAUUGCAGAGGGGGUAUAUGAAGGGUUCCUCAAAGCCCUGAUUGAAUUCGCAUCCCAGCAUGUCUACCACUGUGACCUGUGCACCCAGCGAGGCUUCAUCUGCCAGAUCUGCCACCACCAGGACAUCAUCUUUCCCUUUGAGUUUGACACCACAGUCAGGUGUGCUGAAUGCAGAACUGUCUUCCAUCAGAGCUGCCAGGCUGUGGUGAGGAAGGGCUGUCCCCGAUGUGCCCGCCGGCGCAAGUACCAGGAACAGAACGUUGUCAGUUAACCCCGCUGUCCCAACUUUCUGGGGCCAUCCAUCUGGGUCUGUCAUUGGCCUAGGCUUCCUCUUCUCCCUAUAAGGAAGACUCUCGGGUGUGCCCAGAGCUCCAGCCUACCGAGAAGGCGCAGGAAGUCCCAGUGAUGCCCGAGGCCCCUCACAACCCUUCUGCUCCAAGAGGGGAUCCAGCAGGUGCCUCUGCCCAGGGCCUGGCUUCCCCGGCUGUCAUGGCUCCUCCGUUAGGGCUGUUCAUGUGUACACUGUGGGAACGAAGCCUGGUGAGCAUUGCCACCAUGCUCCUGAGUAAAGGUCUAGUUUUUUUAAGGCAGGUUUUUUCCCCCUUCAUAGUUAAACAGAAAAUAUUUUUUUAUUCUUGACCUACCCAAGUCACCCAAGAAAUACAACCCUUCGCCCGACCAGAUGGGUGAGAGCAGCCCCAGCCCAGGCAGGCAUGGAGCUGGGUGGACAGGCCUCUGCUGGGUUAGCCUAUCUGGACUGGGUGCUUUGCCUCUGCCCUUUCUGGCACAUACUGCCAAGAGUGCAAGUGUCAUGUGCCAAAUGGCCUGUCAUUGUGAGGCUGGGUUCUGUGGCCACCUUUCCCUCCACUCCUCACGUUCUCACCUGUAAAGCGUCCCUCCCUCUGUUGGAGCUCUUGGCUUACCUAAUAGCUGUGAGUACAGCACAGCAGGAGCAGGGGGUGACCAGCACCAGCACUGUCAGCACUUUGAGCCUUCCCUGCUCAGGAAGGCCAUGACCUUGCCCACCUCAUCCCCAUGCCCCCUUACCCUGCAGGGUAGAGUAGGCUAGAAACCAGAGAGCUCCAAGCUCCAUCUGUGGAGAGGUGCCAUCCUUGGGCUGCAGAGAGAGGAGAAUUUGCCCCAAAGCUGCCUGCAGAGCUUCACCACCCUUAGUCUCACAAAGCCUUGAGUUCAUAGCAUUUCUUGAGUUUUCACCCUGCCCAGCAGGACACUGCAGCACCCAAAGGGCUUCCCAGGAGUAGGGUUGCCCUCAAGAGGCUCUUGGGUCUGAUGGCCACAUCCUGGAAUUGUUUUCAAGUUGAUGGUCACAGCCCUGAGGCAUGUAGGGGCGUGGGGAUGCGCUCUGCUCUGCUCUCCUCUCCUGAACCCCUGAACCCUCUGGCUACCCCAGAGCACUUAGAGCCAGGGGCCUCAGGUGGAAUGGAGGGUCUCCCUGGAAAUGUGCCUGUCCUGUCUAGAGGAGGUUACCCCACCCUCCCUGAGGUGAAUGAGCUGAGUCACCUGAAGCUUGAAUUGUGCAAUAAAACAUAGGAGUAGGAAGGCAGAUGGCAGAGGCUGCCAAGAGUUCAUCUGUCCGUCAUGGAAGACAGCGCUCACCAGUGGUUGAAACACCAAAGCCCCCAGAACCACCCAGUGUAUCUCUAUCUGCACCCCCGAGCUAGCAUUAACACGUCCCCCAAACUACAACCUGAUCAGAGCCUCCUUUCCUUGUUUUGGGAUCCUGAAUGGGCAAGAGUCUGUCCCCUGUGGGCCUGUCACAUGAGGGUAUUCCAGAACCUGUCUAGGAGAUGGAGCCCUCCCAGUGUCUGGGCUGCGAGCAUAAGAGCUGGCCCUGUCCUUGACUAAGCGACUGACUGACUGCUCAAGUGAGAGACUUGCCCCCACCAGAAGAGUGCUCACGUGAACCUCAGCAGUGCCCACACUAUUGGAAAAAAUGCUAUUUUAUGCAAUAUUCUGACAAGUGAGCCUUGGCAGUGCAGAGGAGAAACUGCUGCUGUGUGGUAUUUGAGUGAUUUUGCAGUAAAGAGCUGGCCUUUCUAAGCAGUCUUGUUUCUGAAUCUCAAUCAUUUGGCUCUGGGGAAACACUACCUGGCUCCCCUUAGUCCUAUGCACUGAGCAUUUCAGGGUCCAUGGAGCACACUUGCCUGACCAAGCAGCGAGGGAGAAGAGGUAAGUGAGGGAAUGUAGGCUGCGGGCGCAGGUGGGUGCCUUUCUCUCUCUCUCUCUCUCUCUCUCUCUCUCUCUCUCUCUCUCUCUCUCUCUCUCAAACACACACACACACACACACCCUGUAAAAGCAGGACUCUGGGCAUGGAGAGAGGCAAACAAGGAAACCGGGCCCUGGCACCUACACUCACGGAUUAAAGACUCCAGAGGCCUGUCUACUGCUAGCCUUCCCCAGGAGCUCCAGGAGAAGCCCCCACCCCCACCAAACACCCCCACCCCCCACUGCCCCUGUUAGGACAAAAGAAGGAAACAGAUUAAUUCCUAGGGAAACCAGGUUGCAGAAAAAUGGGACAGAAAAAGACAACAUCCAGGGCUUCGUUUCCUGGCCUUGAGCGCCCUCAGCCAGUGGGUGGGUGCUCCUUGGCCAUCUUUGAGGCAGGUUCUCAGGGCUCAGAGCAAAGGGAGAGGAACUGGAUUUGGAGGUUGGGGGUGGCAGGCCCGGGGGAGGCGCCUGGCACUUGCGCUGCUGCUGCUGCUGUCUUUGGUUGUCUUUCCACCUUCAGCACAGUGCCUCUGAGGGCAGUUUCCCCUUUCCCCUGUCUAGAGGGGGAUGGGCAAACUGGAGUUCUCAUCCCCAGAAAGUGCCUCCUAUAAUGAAAGGAACAGGUUAAUAAAAUACAUGCGCUCACCA